Molecule: messenger RNA, 216 nt
Organism: Clunio marinus
Lineage: Eukaryota; Metazoa; Arthropoda; Insecta; Diptera; Chironomidae
Source: the annotation of a GenBank genome assembly
AUGAAUGGUAGUUGGCUAGUAGUGACACCACCCCCGAAAACGCGUCCAGUAUUGGCUAGUAGUGACACCACCCCCGAAAACGCGUCCAGUAGUGACACCACUCUAUUACUUAGUUUAAUUUUAACAGCUCUUAGAGCUUACCGGAGGAAUGUGUUAAUACAUAACGGUAGAGGAAGGUGUGUUUUUAGAGAAUCAUUACUUACCGAAGCAGCAUAG